Paramecium tetraurelia is the source of this 1491-nucleotide messenger RNA. RefSeq lists its product as uncharacterized. The transcript is spliced from 2 exons. NCBI's taxonomy places the organism in Eukaryota, Ciliophora, Oligohymenophorea, Peniculida, Parameciidae. The record is from RefSeq and is a predicted model, not a curated record.
AUGUAAAAUAAUAACGAGGCAUAUCUCUUAGAAGAAAAUGCUAAAUUGCGAAAGAAUCUCAUUGAAUUGGAGACCAAUCUACAAGAAUUGGUGAGACAGGAUUCAUUGAUUGAAAAGUGGACAGUGAUGAAGAAUUUCGUGCUUGUUUCAACUGAGGUGGAACGUCUGUCUUUGGCCUAUGUGGCAUUGGAGAAGUAGCAUCAGACCUUAUUAAAUGCAUAAAAUAAGGAUGUAGUGCAUAGUGAUCCUAAAUUGAAGAAGUUGAUAAAUUAAUUGGAGGAAUUGAAUGAAAUAAUGAUUGAAUAAUAAAAGAGAAUAGAGGAAUUAAAUAAAAACAAUGCUUUGCUUAAGUAAUUGAUGAACGAAACAAAUCAGAAGAUGCAAGUCUUGACGGACAUUAAUAAGCAAUUAAAACAAGAUGAGCAAAUUCUGAAGUAAGAUAAAUCAAAAUUAUAAAAAUAAUUAUUGGAAUCGAAUGAUGAAUUGAAUAAUGUAAUGUAAACUCUAAAGGAAUGUGAAGAUAUGUUUAAGAGCACUUUAUUAAAGCAGGAGACAGUCAUCAAGAAUUUAUCUUAGCAAAGUGAAGGUUUCAAUUUGGAGAAUGCUAAGAAGGAUAAGCUGAUUGAUUCAUUGAUGAAGAAGAAUAAUGACCUUAUUAAUGAUAUUGAGAAAAUAGAUAGAAAGUUUAAUGAGUAAUCCGUUUAGAUGAAGAAAGUAUCAAAAAUGUAUGAAUCAUUGGAAUAGGAGUACAACAACUUUAGAUUGCAACAAUAAGGCAAUCAAUCUGAAUUUCAUUCAUUGACUAAGAGAAUUGAGCAUAAGAAUUAAGUUUUGAUAGACUUAGAAAAUAAAUACGAUAAGUUAACUGUGAUAGUCAAAGCAUAGGAAGCUCAGUUGGAGGAAAAAGAUUAAUAACUUAAACAUCUGAAGUAAAAAUUGAUUGAGUAGUAAAAUUUGUUGAAAGAUGCGAGAAACAGUAAUAAGUAGGUUAAAAGUGACAAUGAGAGUGAAAUUAAAUAAUUGAAUACUCAGGUUAAGAGACUUCAAGAGAAAAUAGUAGAGAUAAGGCAAGAACUUGAAAGAGAGAUUGUUUUGAAAGAAAAGUUGCAACUUAAAAAUCAAAAUUAGGAUGCUGAAUUUCAAACGCUAUUUAGUUAAAAUGAGAUUUUGAAGUAGGAAUUAAAAGAAUUAAAGAAAUAGAUUUUUGAGUUGUAAUAAACUGUGAAUGUAGAGAAGAAUAUGUUCCUCAAGGUUUAAUUGGAAUGCACAGGGUUAAGAGAUUAGAUUAGAUAGGCCUAGGAGAAGAGUUAGGUUGAGGGACAAAUGAAUCUGGAAGAGGAGUGUUUUCAGUUGAGGAAUGAAUGUGAACAAUUAAGGAAUGAGGCUUAAUACUUUAAAUAUUAAAAUUAUUAGCAGUUGUAGUAGAUUGAGGAACUCAGACAAACAAAAACAUAUUUAAGUAAUAUCUUGAUGGACAGAAGACAAUAUUGA